This is a messenger RNA of Botrytis porri, 1324 nucleotides long. RefSeq lists its product as uncharacterized. Gene Ontology annotation, molecular function: O-methyltransferase activity. The record is from RefSeq and is a predicted model, not a curated record. Lineage: Eukaryota; Fungi; Ascomycota; Leotiomycetes; Helotiales; Sclerotiniaceae. The transcript is spliced from 6 exons. Bases 347 to 1294 code for a protein of 315 amino acids.
AUGAGCAAUUAUAUAUAAUUCAAGCUUAUCUGGCCUAGCGGCCCAAAUCAAAGCAUCAACAGAUACAGUUGAAAAGUAUCUCAAAGACCAUAAUCUACCGACUCCAUCUUUUCACGAAGAUGGCCCUGUAGAUUUUGGGCUAGAUGAGGAAGCUCAAAAAGCCCUAGAAACAGCGAAAACAUCUAUUGUUGCUCUUCGACCAGUGUAUAAUGGGGUGAGCCUCCAAGCAAUAUACUGGUAUGAUGUUGCGUCCAAAGUACCCAUAAAUGGAGAGAUAUCAUAUCAAGAUCUCUCCACAAAGUGUGGACUUAGUGUCAUCAACUUGCAAAGGAUUCUACGUUUCGCCAUGAUCUGGAAUCGUUGUUUUACAGAACCACGCAAGGGUUUUAUGGCUCACUCUGCAGCGUCUAGGAUUCUCGUUGAUAACCCUAUGGCGCGAUCAGGUCUUGGAUUCAUGUUUGACGAGUGCUGGCAAGCUUUUUCUCAUACGCUCGAUGCUGUCAGAAAUCAUGGAGACACUGAAGAUGUUACUAAGACAGGCUGGAGUCAUUAUUACAAAACUGACCAGGGUCUGUUCAAAUAUCACGCAAGUCGUCCAGAGAUAUCUCGUCGUAUGGCCAAAGCUAAGACCUGUUUUAGCAGCGCUAUAUCAGUAUCAUCCCAAGCAUCUUUUUUGGUCAAGAACUAUCCCUGGGAUACUGCUGCUAAAGUUGUCGAUGUCGGAGGAGCACAAGGUCACAUGUGUGUCGAACUGGCACAAACGUAUCCCAACUUGAAAGUUGUUCUUCAAGACUUGCCGGACGUUGUUGAUGGAAUUGAGAGAACUUUAUCAAAGAAUGUAAAAGACAGGAUCGAAAUCAUCGGAAACGAUCUCCUCACCGAUCAAACCGUUCAAGCCGACGCAUAUUUAUUCAGCCAAAUCUUUCAUAAUUGGCCGGAGGCUCAUUGCAUCAAGAUACUCCGAGCACUAAUUCCACAGUUGAAACCUGGUGCACGGGUCAUUUGCUACGACCAUCUACUUCCAGAGCCUAGAACAAUACACUUACUUAGAGAAAAAGCUGUCAGGGAUAUGGAUAUGAUCAUACUUCCUCUCUUCAACUCUCGCGAGCGCGAUGUCGAUGAUUGGGCUAACUUAUUCCAAGCUGCUGAUCCUCGCUUUGGGAAGCCAAAAGCAUGGAUCCCAGAAGGUAGCAAUUUAGUUAUUAUUGAAGCGACGUGGGAGGGAGGUGGUAAAGGCGUACAAGAAUUAACUUCGGUUUCUGUUUUGCUUGGACGUAAUAACACCUACAACUAGAUACCCUCGAAGCUAAUGUGCCUGUCACUU